Messenger RNA from Gregarina niphandrodes, 1755 nucleotides. RefSeq names its product DNA primase large subunit. Bases 1 to 1755 code for a protein of 584 amino acids. Gene Ontology annotation, cellular component: alpha DNA polymerase:primase complex. Gene Ontology annotation, biological process: DNA replication, synthesis of primer. Lineage: Eukaryota; Apicomplexa; Conoidasida; Eugregarinorida; Gregarinidae. The transcript has 3 exons. The record is from RefSeq and is a predicted model, not a curated record.
AUGCAUAUAUCUCGGCAUGCCAUUCGUCUAAAGAACCAAGAACACGAUUAUUACGUCCCUAUCUGUUUGCCAUCAUGCGGUUCAAAGUUGCCGCACGUAGUUAGUUCUAAUGCGCUCUAUAAACACGUGUUUCGACGUCUAUUGGUCUUGAUCCGAAUCGACGAUUUCUUUAGAACACUUUCCAAACCAGACAUAGUGAACCCAGCACUGAUAAACCAGGAUGUACUGCAACCUCCGGAUUUGACGGUGAUAGUGCACACACUGCUCAACACCGUGUACCAAGACUUCCAGGAGAACACGGAAGGCGAGGAUUACCCGCUUCUUUAUCGACUAGACAAGACGGGCGACACUGGGAUGGAUCGCUUGGUCUCGAAUAACGGCGACAGCACCGCCGCCCAGGCAGGGGACACUGGCACCGUGGACCACACUGGCGCCGUGGACCAAACAGACCAAACGAUGACUAUAGAUGAGGAGGAGGCGAAGAAGAGUACGGAGGUUGACGAGCUUGUUGUCGGAAAAAAACGACGUCGCAGCAUUGGUCAGAGGGGCUCAAUGCUGUCCAGGCAGGGUCCUCCACCGGCGGCCUCGGAGCUCAUCACUAACUCGGACUCCGGAUCCGGCAUAGCCAGACCCAGCUUGACCAGGCCGAGUUUGGCUAAACUCAAAUAUUCUUCGACCGGGUUGCUUAGCGAGCGAAAGGGAGACAAGGAACGGGAAGAGACUUGGACGCGGAUAAUCUACAUUGAGUCUAUGGCCAGUGCCGUGCUCAAAAUCGGGUUCUCGAAUCACCCUUCCAGAAUGCAGUGGCUGCGAAAACAGGAAACCCGACUUUUCGCCAUCCGUCUGGGUCUUUGGUGGAUACAUAAUGUAAGCAACUCGACCGCUUUGACCGAACUACUCAAAGGCCUGGAAGCCCCUUACACCCUAGAAGGGAAUAAAACGGUCAAGAUGGAUAGCGGUAUUUGUUUAGACGGAGAGUUGACUUUGCCGACCUGGACUGUGUACCACAUGUUGAUUGAGCGUUUCGGUCACCACGAGGUGGCGUUAGACAAGAGUUUGGAUGCUGGUGGUGCCCGGAGUUUGCGGCUGAUCGGAACGUUGGAUGAUUCUUUGAAGGACGUGCUGAAGAAGCUAGAUAGCUACGAGCCUGAGUUCGCCUCGAAGAUGACCACUGCCGGUCCGGGUGAGGGAUUUAAACUGAGUCUCGCCAAGAUUGGCGAGGCAGUCCGGUACCUGCCACCAUGCAUGAACAGGCUCUUAUUCCACAUGAAGCAACAUCGCCACCUGCGUCAUUUCGGACGUCUGCAACUGUGGCCCUUCCUCCGCGACUGUGGCAUGUCCCUACCAGAACAGACCACUCUUCACAAACGCCUCUGGGCUGACCCCUCCAAAUUCGACAAAGAACACAUAUACACGUUGCGCCACAUCUACGGCCAAGAAGGCAAGAAGGAGGCCAAGUCGUGCUACGGCUGCAGCUACAUCGUGGGCAACCAAAUGCCGCGACCUCAGCAAGGCGACGCUCACGGCUGUCCCUUUAAAGAGCUCCCAGCGGACCAGCUCAACAAGGCGCUGGUGUCGUGUUAUGGCUUGAAGUCCACGGACAUUGAGGACGUCUCGAAAACACUUCAAUUGGAAGGACCCCAACUCGCCUGUCGGCGACUAUUCAAUUACGCCCACCCCGACAGGCCAGACGACGACAUUGGCAUCAAUCCUACGAACUUUUACGUCAAUUCUGUUCCCAGCGAAGGUCUUUGA